Penicillium daleae is the source of this 1341-nucleotide messenger RNA. Its product is annotated as acyl-CoA dehydrogenase family protein. The coding region runs from base 1 to 1341 and encodes 446 amino acids. Gene Ontology annotation, biological process: butyrate catabolic process; fatty acid beta-oxidation using acyl-CoA dehydrogenase. The record is from RefSeq and is a predicted model, not a curated record. Gene Ontology annotation, molecular function: flavin adenine dinucleotide binding. NCBI's taxonomy places the organism in Eukaryota, Fungi, Ascomycota, Eurotiomycetes, Eurotiales, Aspergillaceae. The transcript has 4 exons.
AUGAACUUCGAACUUCCGAAUGAGUUAACUACUCAUCUGAAGUCAAUAGAUUCCUUUAUCCAGUCUACCAUCCUGCCAUUACAGCAUACUAACGAUAACAAUCGGUUCUUCGAUCAUCGCCGUGAACACGCUCGGACUGAUUGGGAUCAAAAUGGCAACCCACGCCCAGAGUGGGAAAGUUUACUGACCCAAGCUCGUAUCCUGGCUGAUGAGGCGGGCUUCUACCGAUUUGCACUCCCAAACCAAUAUGGGGGCAAGGAGCAUCCUAACACCAACCUGUGGAUGUCAGCCAUCCGCUUCCAUUUAUCAUCACAUCCAAUCUAUGGGGGUGGUUUAGGGCUAGCGAAUGAUUUACAAAACGAGCACAGCAUUGUUGGAAACUUCCCCGAUGUGCUUAUGCUUCAUCAUUUUGGCAGCGACGAACAACGGCAAACACUCAUCCCUGCUCGCCUGCGAGGGGAAUUUCGAACAACAUUUGGUCUGACCGAGCCCGAUCACGGAAGUGACGCAACUUUCAUGUCCACUGUCGCGAUUCGCAAACGGGGGAGGUGGCAGACGGGCGCGCAUCAUUGUACUCACUUUUUGGUCUUUGCGAGGACCUCGGGAUCUGCAGGGUCUGCGAAAGGAAUUACAGCCUUCCUCGUGCCUCGCGAUACCCCGGGAGUCAAAAUCGCCAGUUACGAAUGGACAUUGAACAUGCCAACGGACCACGCAACUGUCGAGUUUGAUCGUGUCUUAGUACCAGAGUCGGCCGUGCUAGGCGCUGUCGACCAAGGCCUGGCUAUUGCGCAGACUUUUGUUCAUGAGAAUCGUAUACGCCAAGCGGCCAGUUCCUGUGGUGCAGCCAAGUUCUGUCUCGAUCGAAGUAUUGAGCGUUCACGAUCGCGAAAGAUUUGGGCCGAGGGUAAGAUGUUGGCGGAUAACCAGGCAAUUCAAUUCCCUGUCGUGGAAUUGAUGACCCAAGUGGAGAUGUUGCGCCUACUCAUCCUGAAAACAAGUUGUGAUAUGGAUCGCAUUGUGGCCGCAUGUAAAGCAGGAGAAGUCUCUCAACCCCCGUGGGUUGCCAUUGAGCGCCAACUCAGCGACAAGGUGGCUAUGUGUAAUUUUUGGGCCAAUCGACUAUGCUGCCAGGCUGCCGACCGAGCGAUUCAGAUCCACGGCGGCGAUGGCUAUUCGCGUCACUACCCUUUCGAGCACAUCUAUCGCCAUUUCCGACGCUAUCGGAUCACUGAAGGGGCGGAGGAAAUUCAGAUGCGAAAAAUCGCCGCGUACAUUUUCGGAUUCGCUGGGCCACGAAAGAGGGAGAUGGAAGCGAAAGAGCGGUCGAAGGCAAAAAUUUGA